AUGCAGUCCACGGCAGUCAAGAAAGCCAAUGCCUACGCCGGCCAAGAUAUGCCCGGUAUCCCAUUCGAUUCCCUGAUGCGGACCUUCGUCACCUGUUCAGGCAAAGGCUCUAACAACACGGUCCAGAAGGGUACGAAGUGCUCAAGCUGUGGCACGCAGAACAAAGCCAUGCCGCUCACUGAUAGCGACAUCUCGGAGGACCUGAGCAUCGUCCUUCCUCCUGACGAUCUGUGA
Molecule: messenger RNA, 234 nt
Organism: Coniosporium apollinis CBS 100218
Lineage: Eukaryota; Fungi; Ascomycota; Dothideomycetes
Exons: 2
Coding region: 1-234 (77 amino acids)
Source: RefSeq, a predicted model, not a curated record